This is a messenger RNA of Pieris macdunnoughi, 2388 nucleotides long. Lineage: Eukaryota; Metazoa; Arthropoda; Insecta; Lepidoptera; Pieridae. The record is from the annotation of a GenBank genome assembly.
AUGAAGUCCCUCCGUCGAGAACGGGCGCGAAGUGAGAGUCCGGCUGUGUCGGGCUCUCACUCGCCCGUUGGCCGCGGUGAUGCUCAUCUGGAGCUACAAAAUCACUUAGCUGAGUUUUCGAAAAGCGGCGUGCCGGCCCUACAAGGGUUCGUCCUAGCAGCCAUUCCAGAAAACUCGUUCUCCUAUCUGAUGUGGUCAGAGCAAUCAGGAAAUCUAGAACUGGCUUACAAUUGGAAAACUUUGGAUGAGAAUGAGAAAAAGAAGCAAGCCGUUGUUCGGGAGUUGGUGGAGACGGAAGCGAACUAUAUACAACACUUGAUGGUGAUUGUUGAGGUAUUUAUUGCCGCAGCACAUUCACUUCAGGACAGCGGCAAAAUGCUGGAUGUUGACACAGCAAAGUUAUUUUCAAAUAUACCAGAUUUGCUUAACGCCAAUCUGGUAUUUUGGAACAUAACAUUCUAUCCAAUGGUUAAAGAUGCCGUGGAAAACAAAACUCCUUAUAAGGUAGAAUUAAUGGCUGACGGAUUUAGUCGUUUUCACGAGAUCUUUCAGCCAUACGAAAAAUAUAUGAGUGAGCAGGCGAAAAUGAUGACAUACUUGAGAUUUAUGCAAAACGACCCGGAAUUUUCCCUGUACCUUAAUUGGUGCUAUACGAACAAAUCAUGUAACAGACUCCAGUUAUCCGACUUACUUGUUAAGCCCAUGCAGCGGCUUACUAAGUAUAGUCUUAUGCUUCGUCGAGUCGUUGCAUACGCUAAAUCAAAUGAAGAAUCUGUUACACUAAAGUCUAUGGAAAAUUUCGUUAGAGGUUACGUGAUUGACUUAAAUCGGUCUAUGCGUCAACGUGAUGAAAUAGAGAAACUUGAUGAGUUGUUAAACUCUGUUGAGCCAUAUGAAUUGGAAUUUAAAGAUGAGGAAAUGGAACGUGCUUUCAGGACAUAUUGCUCGUUAAAUUUAAAAGCAUCCGUGUUUAAUUCUACAGAAUUGCCUUUGCGCAACUUAGUAUACGAGUGUAACGUGAGGUUUAAGGAUAACAUAGGAAAGGAGACUGAAAUAAAACUAUUUCUUUUGACGGACGUGAUGUUAAUUUGUAAGAAACAGUCAAAAGGAAGUGCAUUGCCGUAUAAAAUGAUAAGACCCAAAAUAUUUUUGGAGAGACUUGUAACAUGGCAUAAAUCAGCAAAAAGCCAGCUCCAGUCAAAUAGUCUCAUUUAUGUUAUAGUGGAUGAAUCUAAUUCAGCAAUAGGAUGUUUUACGCUAAGCGAAUCUACGAAAGAUUCAACUCCAACGCAAACACUUAAGACCUUAGAAAUAAAAAUUAAAGAAGCUCGACUUUCCCACGCAUUAAUAAUUUGGGCAGCCAUAAAUCCAUCGCGCGAGCUAAGUGAGAUAGAAUCGAGUGAAGCAUAUCCUAUGAAGGUGAAGACUGCUGAAGAUAUAGCUAUUGAGAACGAAGCUCGUGAAAGAGUUGCGUGCAUGUUACACCGAGGCAUGGGCGUGUCGACUGAUGAGUGUUCACAAUCAUUCACCACCGAUUCCAACGAGGCUCCCGGGGAUGUUGCCAGUUAUAGCCGAAUUGGCAAUCAGAGACACUAUAUGCAUCGGUUAUCAACAGCCAGUUCACGACAAUCUCGUUUAUCCAGUUUCCAGCAAUCACUCAGUGCCGCUUCCCGUGACGAACCUUACCCCGGGCCAAGCAAAAUAAACCGAACAGGCAGCUCUCUUGAACACCCGGUUUCAUCAAUCACAGUAAAUGUGGUGAGUGAGGCAGAAACACCAACGGAACAGGAACCAUUGGUAGCGGAUGGGUUAACACUCCAUGUUACGCCAGCGCCCGAGUCGCCACACUCCUUGUCACCCCAUUCGAACAAUGUUUCCGUUUUGAGCAGCCAUCCGGACCUUAAUCCAGACGCAAUUACUCUUUCUCUAAGAGCGCCGUCAGCUUCUGAGAGGCUAUAUCAGUCUCAUCAGGAACUUCUAGAACGCAAUCGUUUGGCAGCAUCACAAGCUUCUCAGUUUUUAACUCCUGAUCAUCGUGGAAGUAGUUAUCCUCCCCCAAGUCCUACAAGGGCGUCAUUAAAACGGGGGUUAGCAUUCUCUUACUCAUUCAAAAAUCCGCCUUUGAGCAAGAUGGGAAAUGUCCAUAGUCAGCCACAUUUGGACGCCGCAAUGUAUGCUAGUCAGGGCCAUUUGGAAAGACAGCCAAGUCCUAGUACAAGCGAAAAAAGCGACAAGAAACAUAAAUAUUUUACAACCAGAAACAAGACAACAUCGAGCACAGACCCUGAAGAAUCAGCAGCCAGCUCUACUGUACCUACGCGUUACCACUCCGUUCAAGAAAAUAUUAGUGAGAGUGAAAUACACAGAGGGGAUGAGGGGAGUAGAUGA